Molecule: messenger RNA, 1131 nt
Organism: Betta splendens (Siamese fighting fish)
Lineage: Eukaryota; Metazoa; Chordata; Actinopteri; Anabantiformes; Osphronemidae
Product: transmembrane protein 182-like
Exons: 5
Coding region: 137-877 (246 amino acids)
Cellular component (GO): membrane
Source: RefSeq, a predicted model, not a curated record
GCUCCCAGUGUGCGAGGGAGUGCCGGGGCGAGUCAGACUGUUUUCAUUAGUAGUGGAGUCGGGCAGAGGGCUGCGCAGUGGACGCCGGUGGGAAGCUGAGGAUAAAGGGCAGCGAGCGAGGUUUUGGGCUGGAGCUAUGAGGGUGGGAGCUGCAGCCUUGGCGGGGGGGAUUUUUGGGGCUUUGGGGACCCUGUGUUUCCUCCUGGCUUUUGGUACAGACUACUGGCUAGUGGCCAGUGACGACUGUGGACCACAUACAUGGACAACACUGACAGGGGGAAAAGGUGCCAAUGGGACUGAGGUCCGGGCCGUGGAGGCCGCCGGCGCUCCAUCCCUGACUCUGCACCACGAGGGCUUCUUCUGGCGCUGUGGUUUUCAGGUGGAGCCCACGAGUCACGCGGUGCUGGCGACGCUCUUCACCAACCAGCCUGAGUCCAAGGUGUGUAUCCACGGUUACCUGUUCCCGCUGCCUGUUGCACUGGGGCAGGUGCCUCAUCCCAUUUAUGAUGCUGCAGCAGUCUUCCGGGGGUUCUGGACCGUGCUGAUCAUCCUCGGCCUGGUCUCGGCUCUGACCGGAGGCUUCCUCCUGGUCUGCGGCGUCCCGUUCAUCAGCCACAGACUCUACAAGCUGGGCGGAGCGUUCCUCGUCGCUGCCGCCUGCUUGUUCCUGGCCGUGGUCUCGCUCUACGUGCUGUGGAUGGAGGCGGUGGACGUGAAGCGCUACGUCCUGCAGGAGAGAGGGGACGCGUGUCCGCGCGCCCGCGUGUCCGUGCUCUACGGCCUGUCCUUCAUGGUGGCGGCGGCCGGCGUGCCUUUGGAGCUCAUCUCCGGCCUGGUCUUCAUGCUGGUGGGCCGGACGCUGCGUGCCAGCAAGUGAAGGGGACGGAGCACGUUGUGGUCUGCACAAUAACAUGCAACUGCGGCUCAGAGGAGCUUUAGAUGCAGACGACGCUGGUUUGGUGCAGCUGUAUUUUCUGCUUUGUUUGUUUCCUUUGGUCAUAAGUUUUCCACGAUUGAGAGUUCAACUAUACUGUAUGGAAAUGUGAAAUUAUUCUGGCCUUAUGGAUAAUAUAUAAUUCACAAGUUAAUAACUAUUAAAAUUGAUCAAUAAAAUUUAAUAUUUUAUAAUAA